This is a messenger RNA of Plasmodium falciparum 3D7, 915 nucleotides long. RefSeq names its product stevor. The record is from RefSeq and is a predicted model, not a curated record. Bases 1 to 915 code for a protein of 304 amino acids. NCBI's taxonomy places the organism in Eukaryota, Apicomplexa, Aconoidasida, Haemosporida, Plasmodiidae. The transcript has 2 exons.
AUGUUAUUAUUUCCCUUUUUAUUUAAUACAUUUUUAUUGUCACAAAAUGUAAAUUGUCAAAAUAACCUUCGUAAUAAAAGUCUCAUAAACAAUUACACCCAAAGAAAAAUAUUAAAAUCAAGAUGCUUAGCAGAAAUAGAGAGACCCUUAAAUCCACAUUAUCAAAAUGAUCCAGAACUGAAAAAAAUAAUUGACCAAUUGAACGAGGAAGCCAUGAAAAAAUAUCAACAAUCUAAUGAUACAUAUAAACAAUUACAUGAACUAUUAGAAAAAAAAGAAACAAAAAGUAGAAGUAGAAAUAGUGAACAGGAAAUGUCUAAGAUAGAGAAGGAAUUAUUGAAAAUAUAUGAAAAAAUGUCUGGUGAUGAAAAUCAUAUUAUGCAAAAAUCUGAUAUGUACACCAAUGAAAAUCACAAAUCAAAUGAUAAAAAUGACAAAUCUUGUGAAUGUAUAAAUAAGAAUUCAACCGACAAAUUAUCUUCAACAAAUAAAGUACAUGAUAAUUAUUUAGAUAAUUUAAAAACAGGUUUUGUUGGGGGUUUAGUUGUGUGUGCCCUUUCGUCUGCACUUGUAGGAAAAUAUGGUAUAGCAGCUGCUGCUUCAGCUGCUAAAGGUGUACUUCAAGCUUUCAUAAAUGCGUUGCCCUCUAUAUCAUCAUCCCAAUUGACGAACAUUCUUAAUGGAAUAAAUUUCUUUUAUGAAACUUCAAUAAAAAGUGCUUUUACUUUUGGAGGUAUAACGUCCGUCGAAUAUGAAGGUGCUGCAAGUCUUGCUAGUUCAACUUUUUUACCUUAUGGUAUUGCAAUUAUUGCUAUUAUUGUAUUAACUAUUAUUGUGAUAAUUUUAUAUGUUUGGUUACGCAAAAGAAGAAAAAAUUCAUGGAAACAUGAAUGCAAGAAGCAUUUAUGUACAUAA